AUGGGAGUUUAUCAAUCGUGCGUCGAAAAAGGAUAUAUCUCAGAGUCAGAUGCUCAGAAGAUCUCUAAUAAUACAUUCUUCACAGAGAAGCAAAUUUUCAUCUUAGCGCAAAUCUACAGGAAAUUGACAAAAGCUGCCCAGAUUACAAUCGAUAGCUUUUGCAAGAACCUCCAGAUUAAGAAUAGAAGCAUUGGUGAGAUUCUCUACAGGAUCAUUGAUUCCGAUGGAAGUGGAGAUAUUGAUUUCAUGGAAUUUGUUGAAGGACUUAAUAAAUUCCAUCCAGAUGCUCCAUUUGAUGAGAAGGUAAGACUAUGCUUCCAAGCAUAUGAUAGUGAUGGAUCUGGAGCUGUUUCUAGAGAUGAAAUUCAAGAAGUCAUUAAGAUUUCCAUUGCCGAUAAUUCAUUGAUUGCAUUAGAUGAUGCUCAAGUGACCCAAAUUGUUGAUCAAUUAAUAAGUCAAUAUGAUGAUGACGGCAGUGGAGAAUUGGAAAUCGAAGAGUUUACAGAAAUGGUUUCUGCAGCUCCGGGUGUUAUUGAAAGCUUUGACAUCAAUCUUGAUGCCAUUUUUGGAUAA
This is a messenger RNA of Trichomonas vaginalis G3, 573 nucleotides long. RefSeq names its product calcium ion binding. The transcript has a single exon. Lineage: Eukaryota; Parabasalia; Trichomonadida; Trichomonadidae. Gene Ontology annotation, molecular function: kinase binding; calcium ion binding. The coding region runs from base 1 to 573 and encodes 190 amino acids. Gene Ontology annotation, biological process: calcium-mediated signaling. The record is from RefSeq and is a predicted model, not a curated record.